UUUGCAGAUGGACAGGCUGUUUCCAGCAGUGGAACAUCUGAUCUUUAUUUUUCAUUAUAUAAUUUUAACUAAUUUAACAACUCAGACUGAAGGUAAACGUUACCAUCAUUUGUGAUCCUUUGCGAUCUGAAUAUAUGUAUGUCUGUGUGUGUAUGUGCACACACACAUGAAUUGUAGAGAGGGAGCUCUUGGGAAGGACCUUGUGUCCAUGAACUAGAUGAGAACACACACGGGGCAGUAAAUGCCAGGAAAAGUGGGUGGUGUAACAGACAGAAAGGCAAAAACGUGGGUCUGUCAACGAUACAACGUUUGUGCAUUUAUCUGAUCACGAUGGAUUUUCGAACAUGGAAUUUUAUCUUGUUUGCACUGCACAGCAGCUACCUCCUGAUCAACGCCGGCCAGACAGUUUUCCCAGAUCAUUCACAAGCCAACACUGUCUUCCUGCGGCCUAAACGGGCCAAUUCGUUCUUCCUGGAGGAGAUCCUAAAGGGUAACCUGGAAAGAGAGUGUUACGAGGAGAGAUGCAACAAGGAGGAGGCCAGAGAGGUCUUUGAGAACAAUGAAAAAACAGACGAAUUUUGGGCCAUUUACUACGAUGGAGACCAGUGUAAAACCAACCCCUGUCAAUAUGGAGGCACCUGUAAAGACACAAUAGGAGGCUACAGCUGCAAGUGCACAGACACGUACAGCGGGUUAAACUGUGAAAAGGAUGUAUCCCAGUGCCCUUUUGAGGGCCCUUUGGCUUGUGAACAUUACUGCAAACCCAUGCAUGGAUCUUACCGGUGUUUCUGUGCCAAGGGCUACAGCCUUCACAGUGAUGGCAGGAGCUGCAUACCUCAGGUUCAGAACCCCUGUGGGAACCUGCGAAUCUCCUCUGAGAGAUAUGCCAAUCGAAACAAGAGCGAAAAUGAACUCGACAAGAUCUGCUCCCAAGGACACUGUCCAUGGCAGGUGACCUUUGUGGAUGGCAAUGGUGGUGUGGUCUGUCAUGGCGUGAUCCUAGGAAAGAGGUCUGUACUUACAACAGCUAGAUGCAUGACAACAGACAAAGACCUUUACAUAGUUUUUGCGGGCCAUUCGGAUGAAAAAAGGAACGCUUCACAGGCCACCAAAUGGACUCUUCAUAAGAGGUACACACUAGGUCAGCCUGAUGAUGACUUGGCUUUCUUGGAGCUAAAAGAGCCAAUCACCCUUGGUCCAGACACUGUAUCCCUCUGCCUCCCAGAGAAAGACUACAGCGAGAACAUCUUGAUGAAGACCGGCAGAGAAGGUGUCGUGGUCUAUGGUGCCAGCCAUCCCUCAUAUCUUUCACUGGAAGACUGCCAAGAUAAACUCAACCUGACAUUCUCUCUGACCAAUAAGAUGUUUUGUAUGGAAGAGCAAGAACCCAAGAGUGGCGGUAUGAGAUCACGUUCCCAGAAGAGAGUCCAGUGUGAUCUCAAGUCUGGGACUCCGGUUGCUACAGUGGAAGGAAACACGGCUUUUCUGACUGGACUAUCUCUGUCUCAAAAUGACUGUAAUCAGGGACUUGUGUUCACCAAAGUCUCCAGAUACGCUCACUGGAUUCGCCAACUCCUGUUGAGGUCUGAGGCAGAGCAAAGAUGAUGUUUGAAGCCAGAAGUAUCCCACUGUUAUGACUAUAAAAAUAAAGUACUGAGUAAUUUUA
Messenger RNA from Pygocentrus nattereri (red-bellied piranha), 1666 nucleotides. It is a transcript of the gene prozb, whose product is annotated as protein Z, vitamin K-dependent plasma glycoprotein b. The transcript has 8 exons. The coding region runs from base 331 to 1605 and encodes 424 amino acids. Lineage: Eukaryota; Metazoa; Chordata; Actinopteri; Characiformes; Serrasalmidae. The record is from RefSeq and is a predicted model, not a curated record. Gene Ontology annotation, molecular function: calcium ion binding; serine-type endopeptidase activity. Gene Ontology annotation, cellular component: extracellular region. Gene Ontology annotation, biological process: proteolysis; blood coagulation.